AAUUUAUUUCGCAUGCAAGACCAUAACUCGAGAGAUAAUAGCAGAAAUACAGAUGAAAUUUGUGAGAAAGAGGAGUUUUCAACUGAAAAAGACCAAAGAAGAACUCCUCAGACAGUGAAAAAUAGAUUAGAAGAAUCAGAGCAUAGAAGAAAUGGCACCACAUGUCUAAACAGUCAGAGCGAGAGAAAACGAGGCUCUUUAAUGUCCACCAAUAAAAGUACCCCAGAUCUGAAGCUAAGCACCCAACUAUCUACCAGUAAGGAGGACCACAGAACCAGCGAUCUCUUUAGUGGAGCAGAACAAUCCAAAACAUUUAUAUCAAUUUCAGAACACCAGCUACAAAUGUCAGCAAUGGAAGAGCGAAUUUCUAAAUUAGAAAACUUAGUCUGGGCACUAUACAAAGAACUCAACGGGAAGAUUGACUCUUCAGCAGCUAGCACACAAAUUCAGAUAGAAGAGCUUACUGGCCAGAUGGCCCAGUCCAAUCAAGCCAGGAGAUCAGAAGAUGGCUACCAAGGCAGUGAAGAAGAAAACACAAAUAUUCAUAAUGGAAUCUCUCCAGAAGGGCAAGGCGAAGAUGAGUAUUACCAAAGCAGCCUGUGUAAGGUAGAAGAAGAGGCAAGCAGCCAGGACUACAGCCAAGAAGGAGGAGAUGAAUUCUCAAGAAAUUCUAUUGAUAGAAGUGACCCUAAUGUUGCUGGUGCAAAAGAGAGUCCUCCUUAUGAUUACCAGUCAGAACUUAUGAACAUAAAAGAAGUUUCAAGGGAAGAUAGUUACCAAAAUCAACAUUCUUAUGAUAGCAACCCUGAGUUUUAUGGAGAUCAGCAAAUAUUGUCAAAGCAAUCAGACACCCCUGAAAAUAGCGAUGGAGAAGGAGAGGGCGAGGGCGAUAAUGGUGACCUUGAAUACUAUUUUAGCUGUCACGAAAGAAUUAUUCAUGAUACAUAUUCAGGCCAGUCUGGUAGCAAUGCAAGCUCAGAUAUUUUUAAAAAUGUUAAUAAAGAUGAAUUUAUCGAGAAUAAUACAGCUCCUAAUCUUAGUAGAUCUACUCUUCAAGAUCAAAUAGAUUACGAUCUGAUCAACUUAAAGAUCAAUGAAAGCUCUGUAGAGUCAGCUCUUCUUCAAAAGAAUGUAUCUAAGGCAACUCUUUACGAAAAUAAAAAUACAUGAGCCGAUGUUAAGCCCAAACUUAUGGAAUUUCUUAACACCGAAAAGAUAGCUUCAAAAAUGCAAAUACCAAAAAUGCUAAGAGACAAUACUUUUUGGAAAGAAGAGUCUAAGCAAGUUCGUGAUAAGGCUCUUACUAAUAAUAAAGCUUGCGCAUACGACUACAAGCAAGGCUCUUCUGGAGGGAAAAGCGAUGAGGAAUGCCCUUCAAAUCAUCAUGCUACAAUUCAAAAUUCAUCUAUCAAACCAACGAUGUUUUUGGAAGAAGUUUUCCCAGAAAGACAUAUAAGGAACAGAAGCUAUAUCCCUAUGAGAAGAGGAGACCAAUGCUAAAUGCCAAAGUUUA
Molecule: messenger RNA, 1513 nt
Organism: Moneuplotes crassus
Lineage: Eukaryota; Ciliophora; Spirotrichea; Euplotida; Euplotidae
Source: the annotation of a GenBank genome assembly